Molecule: messenger RNA, 321 nt
Organism: Suillus subaureus
Lineage: Eukaryota; Fungi; Basidiomycota; Agaricomycetes; Boletales; Suillaceae
Exons: 4
Source: RefSeq, a predicted model, not a curated record
UCAUGGUGGGCUGAAAGAUUGUCGAGCUUGAAUCAGCAAUUUCUCGACCCAUCAUGGGCUAUCCUUCUUCGAUGUGAUGCUUAUUUUGGUUCGUUCACUCUACCACCCGCCGCCUGUACAUUCUCUUCUUUCUACGCAUUUACCUCUACACAUUUCCCGAUCCAUCACGAGUUAUACUCAACCUUCAUCUCUUCCCACUCCAUCCCUUGAAGCUAUUGCUUCACCCACCACGAGCUAUCCCUCAUUGAUCAUGAUGCACACCCAUAGCUAGCCCCUUAUCCGCGUCGUACAUUGUGGUAUCUUUUUACAUCGCACCACCCC